ACCAUCCGACCGACCGCGUGCUGGUGUGUCGCUACAGUCAUGUAACGGGGUCGUUUCGCGACGUAUUUUAUGGGUGUUUUGUAAAUAUUUAUUUAAAUAAUUUGUCAGAAGGAACCACAGCUCAAGUGAAGAGUGCUGGGGAGUUGGAGAGUGAGUGGAUACCAGUCUCAUUGCCAGCUGGCUAAAUAUUUUCUGGGACUGACUUGCUGGGGAACUGGACCAAUGAUGGAAUUACAAACGUUGCAGGAGGCCCUAAAAGUGGAAAUACAAGUCCAUCAGAAACUUGUUGCACAAAUGAAGCAGGACCCACAGAAUGCUGAUCUGAAGAAGCAGCUUCAUGAACUUCAGGCCAAGAUCACUGCUCUGAGUGAAAAACAGAAAAAGGUGGUGGAACAGCUGAGAAAGGAGCUGUUGGUGAAGCAGGAGCCAGAGCUGAAGCUGCAGACGGUGCAGGCAGUGGCAGACGGCAAAGCCAUGAUACUCUCACCACCCUGUCUGCCUCAGCAGCAGCCCACGUUGCCUCCUCACAACAAAGCAGCUCCACAGAAGACUCUGCAAGUCACACCGGUCAUCACCACGAAGACUCUACCUCUGGUACUGAAAGCUGCCGCCUCCACCAUGCCUGCAUCCGUGACAGCGCCACGCCCCACUGUUGCCAUGGUCACUGCCAUCAGCAAUACCCCCAGGCCUGCCUUGACCUCUGAUUCUCGCAAUGCACCAGUGAACCUUCAGAUGUCCAGCAAAUUGAGCAGUAAGGACACAGAGGCUGCGUCACGAGUCGUGCCGAAGAACGUUAUCGUUGUGCAGGCCAGCACCACCUCGGCUCAGCCUAUCAAAGUUCCCCAGUUUGUCCCUCCUCCUAGACUGACGCCUCGACCCACCUUUCUGCCACAGGUUCGCCCGAAACCUGCCACUCACAACAACGUGCCCAUCGCCCCUGCACCUCCUCCUCCGAUGAUGGCUGCUCCACAAUUGCUCCAGAGACCGGUCAUGCUUACUACCAAGUUAACGUCAGCGCUACACACCUCGCCAAGCCACAUCCACCAAGUGCGCAUUGUUAACGGCCAGCCAUGCGCCAUCCCUAAAACCAUCCCUUCUACAGGAACCAGCACAAGUCAUGUGACGGGCAUCGUAAUCGGUGGCCCGAUGCAGACGCUGCAGAUCAGCAGCUUAAACGCAGACAUAAAGACUGUGAAUUCUCAGGGGGCUUCAGAGCAGGUGCUCACAAGCUCCCCUUCUUCAGCGUCUCCUCCGGUAUCUCCGCCUAAAGUUAAACGAGAGGAAAAUCCACAGAAACUUGCAUUCAUGGUGUCUCUUGGGUUGGUCACACACGAUCAUUUAGAAGAAGCUUCCCUGAUUGGUAUUACAGGUUGUUUUGGGCUUGUUCCAUCUGUUACAGAGAUUCAGAGCCGAAGGCAGGAACGGAAAAGGAGAACGACAGCCAAUCCUGUGUACAGCGGAGCAGUAUUUGAGCCAGAGAGGAAAAAGAGUGCCGUCACUUAUCUGAACACUCCUCUCCAUCAAGGAACAAGGAAGAGAGGUCGCCCACCCAAAUACAGCAGCAGUGCACCAGGGCCAGAGCUGGGCUGCCACCCCCUGCUCUCCCCAUCCAGCAGUCACCCCGCCUCCCCAGCCGCCGAGCGGCCUGAACUCAGGGGCUUCCCCCUCCCUGUCCACCCCCACUCUCUCCCUCAGCCCAGCCCCAGCUCCGGGGAUGGAGACAUCCAUGAGGAUUUCUGCACUGUGUGCAGACGUAGUGGCCAGUUGCUCAUGUGCGACACAUGCUCACGCGUCUACCACCUCGACUGCCUGGACCCGCCCCUCAAAAAUAUUCCUAAAGGCAUGUGGAUCUGUCCCAAAUGUAAAGACCAGAUACUGAAAAAAGAGGAGGCCAUUCCCUGGCCAGGGACCCUGGCGAUAGUACAUUCCUACAUUGCGUAUAAAGAAGCAAAAGAAGAAGAAAAGCAGAAAUUAAUGAAGUGGAGUACUGAGCUCAAACUAGAGCGAGAGCAACUGGAACAAAAAGUCAAGCAGCUCAGCAACUCUAUAACGAAAUGCAUGGAGACCAAGAACAGCAUCCUGGCUCAGCAGAAGGAAAUGCAGGCCUCACUGGAGAAAGUGAAACACUUGGUGCGCCUCAUACACAGCUUUAACCUUUCUCAGACUAUAGAGAUUGGUGCAAACCAGGAGGACAACCCUGAAGACAAGACUGAUGGCUGCCAAGAGCCCAAGGCUACAGUUCAUUCAUGCACCAAGCCAUCAGCUUCUGAGCAGAACCCUGCCCAAGUUGCUGCGCAGGUCCCUGCUGCUGGUAUGGUUCCCAAGGUGCAGGCUGAGCCUGAGGUGGGAGAGAUGGCCGACUCGGCCGCCGCUGUCACUCCUGAGGCAGAGCCGAAAGAAUCAGGAGUCACGCAGGCCAGUAACACGGCAGUCAGAGACGAAGCGAAGCCAACAGAAGUUACAGAGGUCAAAGAGAAUGGCGGAACGGACUCUCAGUGCUCUGAAGAGGUGGGAGAGAGUCCUGAGACCAUAACAAACUCUGAAAACACAACUCCCAAUGCCAGCAACAGCGAAGAUGAAGUCAAGAUGGACGUCGAGGAUCAGGACCAUGGCAAGAACAGCAACAGUGGAAAAAUCUCACAACAGCUUUUGCCAGUGGCUCUCAACAGCGUGGACAUCUCCAAAUGAGUCUUAUCCCAGUUGGCUCAACUAAGUAUACCUCUCCUUCUCCCAAACAUUUAAAAACAACUUUUAUUGCAUCCAGCACCGGUGCACCAAGUUGCCAAUCUAUAUAUAUUAUACAUAUAUAUGUGCAUUUUAACUACAUUUUUUUCCAAGGUGUAAGUGUGAGAGACUGUCAACAGUGCUUCUGCAUCCAAGGUGAAUUAAUCAUGGUUCUCAUCAACGAAUACGCCCAACAAAAUGUUGUAGAAAGGUGCUUAUGACACAGUGUCAUAUCAAUUAGCGGACUGUUUUAAAAUGUAAAAGAAAACAUGACCGAAUUGAAUUGCUAUUGAAGGAGGAGGAUAACUGAAUAUAUUUCAUCACACCAGUGUGUGCCUGCAACAGUUGCCCUUGAAACUCAUGGGGAUUGUUUUAAGUUGUCUUAGUUUCCUUUUCUCUGGGAAGAGGGUGGCAGGUCACACAUGUCCAAAGACUGCAUGCUCUGUCCACCCUCGUCGUGUCCCCCAGCAAGGACUGAGAGGACCCUUCCUAAACCAAAAGCUUCUUUUUCUGAGCUGGGGACAAAUCGCAUCAGUAUUCGCCAGCGCAAGGAAGCGCCAAGGCUUCUGAAGUCACUGGCAUUUGUUAGACUGAAUCAGGACUAUAAAAUGCCGAUCUCUCCAUCCUGUUUUCAUUUCAUACGAGCUGCAGAACGUGAACGAUAUGGCUGAAAGGAAGUCCCAUAUCAAGUGCGCCUCAGACUGAACAUCAGAAGAUGACGUCUAGUGUGUUGUGGCAAGACAGAAUACAACUGCGUCUCUUGAUAACAGCAUCUGACGAGUAUAAGGACAAAGAUGUUGUGGUGAAGUGAGUCUUUACUGCAUCCGUGUGUGAAACCGUGUUGAUGGGAGAAAGGUGUUCAUGUCUGAGGAGUAUUUUUGUCUUUUUGUUUAUAGCAAAAUGUAUUCAGGUCUUCCUAGUCUUCACACAAAAAUAAGUGCUUUUCUGUUUCCUAAAACAGUCAUUUGCUAUCCGAGGUGUUAAAUUGGCAUCGUUUAUGCAAGGAGCUCUUUGUUGCAAGCAAAAGGGCAUUGCAUAAUGAGUGUUUUAUUUUUUAUUAUUCUAAACUGCCAAAUGUUUGUUUUUUUCCCUCUAAAUCCCAAAUAGAUGUUAACAUAUUUUAUGUCUAGUAAAGAGUACAUACAUUUCCACUGCUUUCUUCCUUUCCCUGAAUCCUCCUGAAUAGUAACCAUACAUACAUAACAAUAAUGCUUCACAAUUUACUGUCUUAAUCUUGAGGGUUUGAUGUUGGAGCCAGAUUUAGUAAAAAGACAAAGAUGGAAAACCCUGGAUUUAAAGCACAAGCUUAUUCAAAACAACUAAAACAAAACACCCUGAAAGACUUAAAGCUUAAAACAGCUAUUUAAAAGCUUAUUUGUUAAUUAACACCUGAUGAUAUUUUUGUUGUUGUUCUAAGGAUGUGUAAUGAAGCCAUGCUGCUUGCUCACCUGCAGGUGGAGGCAUCUCCUAUCAGACUUCAUUUUGAGCCUUUCUUUCCACCUUCCCUAGACCGACACGUCUUGCCCUGUUACCUUUUCUACACCGACUCCGUCUUUCUCUUGCAUUCAUUUGUACGUUGCACUGGGGUUAGUCAUGUCUUCAUUCAUGGUACUACACAGCUGGCACCUCAAACAUGUUUACAUCAACUCUUUCCAAAUUUACAUAUCUUCAUGUGUGCUACGUUGACGGAUCAUUAGUCUAUUACUUAACGAAAAACUUUAUUCAUUAUACCAUGUAAAUUAUAUUGCACAAUUAUUGCUGUUUGCAUAGCAGAACAGGCCUCGUGAUUUCAGACUGUUUCACUAAGAUGUAACCAAACUAACAUAGUGUAAGACAGACAAGGUUUUUCUUUUCCGUCGGAAGCAUGCUGCAGUUCCUUUUGCAUGACUGUGAGACACAAAUCAGCUCCAUGCGUUCCAUUACACUUCUGUUCCUCAGCUAGGACUAGCAAACGUGAUGACGACUCGACAUAUCUUUUGCUGUUUUUUAUGGCCUUGUGAAACCCUUCACUGUCUAGUGCAUCGUGAGAGUGAAAGGGUUUUUGUUGUUUUUUUUCUUAACGCCUCCAUUCCUUUCUGUACAGGUGCCCUAGAGUGCCUUUAUUCCAUUCUCUUCCGAUAUAGUUUCCGUGUUAGUUACAGUAUAUUACCACAGCUCUGCCGUUCACGUUCCUUAAAAUAGAAGCACAGCCACAAGAUGUGAUUUCAUUUAUUUUUUUAUUAUUAUUCUAAUUGGUCAAGAGUAGGAUUGGGUGUAAUAAUAACGUGGUGUUAAUUGUGUGAUCGUCUGUUUCUCUCUCACUGCCUGUGGUUGACAGAUGUUUCACACUCUCCCUUUUAAAACAGAAGCUUAAAGUGAUAAUGUUCAGGUUAAGGAGUUGCCUUAAAAGGGUUUUUAAAGUUUAAGGGUUUUUUUAACACCCAUAACAAUAGUGUAUUAAUCAUAGUAAUUGCACAAGUUAAAAAAAAUCUAUUGUGGCAAAAUUAGUGCUUUUUUUUAGUGGUAAAAUCUGACUUGAGUAUGAUCUUUACUUAUUUUUAUUGGCUUAAGUCAUUUUGUGGGGAUGAUAACACGCAAGUAGGGACCUUUUUAUUUUAUGCACUUUCAGCAGUGAUACCAUUAGUAUUAAAGGUACACCAAGGAAUAUUUUUGGUCAGUUGGUUAGUAUGCUGUAUAAGAGUAGGACUUAAUCUCUCAAGUUUUCCCACUUCUCACAUCUUCAUAUUCCAUAUUUUCUACUGCUAUGUAGUGUAGAGCCUCUGUGUUGAGGUUCAGUGAGUGUUUUUAUUUUUGUUUGUUUUCAAAUACCUGGGACUGUUUAUCAUCUGAUUAUUAAGAACUUAAUACAGCAAAUUCUGUUUCUGUUCCAGAUGAAGAUUAUCAGGUAUUCAAAUUCAGCUUAGGCUUUUGGCAACUUAGGAACGAUCAAAGAACACCGGCAAGCUCACAGCAAACCCACAGAAAUGCCACCAUUCCGUUCGAUAGCAAACGGCACUUAAUUAUGCAAACAUUUUAUUUAUUUGUUGUUUUUUUUUGUUCUGUUUCUUAUAGAAAUCUUUUGGUGUCUCUUUUAAAUAUGCAUUUAGCUUUGAAUUUAAGUUGUAGGACUUUUAUGCAGAACUAUUUUGUUACUUUUCAUUUACCGUUGCUGACAGCGAGAUUUAAAACAAAGCAGAACAAAGUAAGCGAUACACGCGUGCUGAGCGUCUCAUAAAACGCUGUGUUUAUUGAUGAACAAAUAGACUUCUGCUUGUGGCAUUUCUGGGAUCUCUGGCACACGAUUAAGUCAAACACUGUAAGGGUUACAUGCAGGAGUAAUCAAAAUGCCUCCGACCUUGUCAUUUGUACUAACGUGGAGUAUUUCAUCUCAUCUCAUGAUCGGUGGACUAUAUACUUUUUUAAUGACUUUCAUGUACCAUGCUGAAUUAUAGGUUUCUGGGGGUUUUUGUUUUUGUGAGGGGGGAGAUGGUGAGUGAAGAAAAUGUCUUACUGGCCUGAGUAGUGUAACAGACCCAAGUUCACGUUCUGUAAUCAGAAUACCCAAAGAGACUGCAAAUGUGCAUUUUGUUACAAGGAAGCCUUUUAUGUCAUGAAUACAUAUCACGUCUUUUCUGUCUGACAGCUUACAGCAUUACAUUGUUCAUUUUUGUAGACAUUUGGAUCGCAUUAGUCAUUCUUCUGUGCACUGUAAUAUUCUAGGGUUUACAAUAUGAGAGAUUUAAUGCAUACAUAGGAACAUUUUAAUUACGGAUUCAUUCCAGCUGUACAUCUCAUUAACCUGCUAGAUUUUGGAUCCUCCAUAUUCACAUGUUUGUUUUUUAUUCUCAGUCAUGAAUGUGGCCUUCUAGUAUUGUUGAUGCAUUUCAUUAUACAGUAACUUCCCUGGUAUUGUUCACCUCCUGUGUGUGUGUGUGUGUGUGUGUGUGUGUGUGUGUGUGUGUGUGUGUGUGUGUGGAUGACUGAGCAUACAUGUGUGUCUUUUACCUCAUCUGCAGUCAACUCUUAAAUUGGAGUACUUUUGUUUACGCGUGCAAAAAAAAAAGAAAAGAAAAAAAAUCUUCCACUAAAGAAACACAAGAUGCAUUGUAGCGAUUUGAGUAAUUACGAAACGUUCACCCGGUGUGCUGAACUUUGUGUAAAUUGUUUAUUACACAAUAUAAAUAUUUGUAAAAUUGUUUGUAUUUUUCAUAAUGGUUUUAAAAAGGAGUGUGUUUAUUUUUAUGAAUUCUUUCUGUUACAGAACUCUUGCUUUGUCUUUUUCGCCUGACAUUGUGAGUGAAUUGGUUGGUUCUCUUACCUCUCUCAUGUAUUUGAGCCUGUGCUGAGUUGUUUGUAUGCAGUGUUUAGAAAUACUGUAGGGAACGUGAGACAAAAUUGAUAUUAGGAGCAAUUGAUCAAUUUGUAUUUAUUUAUUUUAUCAUUUUGUUAAUAAAUUUACCAAGAAACUUG
Messenger RNA from Tachysurus fulvidraco (yellow catfish), 7173 nucleotides. It is a transcript of the gene phf21ab, whose product is annotated as PHD finger protein 21Ab. Bases 223 to 2688 code for a protein of 821 amino acids. The transcript is spliced from 19 exons. Gene Ontology annotation, cellular component: histone deacetylase complex. Lineage: Eukaryota; Metazoa; Chordata; Actinopteri; Siluriformes; Bagridae. Gene Ontology annotation, biological process: negative regulation of transcription by RNA polymerase II. Gene Ontology annotation, molecular function: chromatin binding. The record is from RefSeq and is a predicted model, not a curated record.